AUGGCGUCCCUCGGAUCAUCAAUUAAUAUGCCGACGAAGGCUGGUUUGAGAUUGCUUCUUGUUCCCCUUAAUUCCAAUAUUGUAAUCAAAACAGCAUGCUGCACUGUGGGGGUUGCAUUACCAGUUUACUCCACAUUCAAAGCAAUAGAAGCCAAAGAUCCAAAUGAGCAACACAAGUGGCUUUUAUACUGGGCAGUUUAUGGGUCUUUUAGUGUUGGAGAGAUAUUUGCAGACAGAUUCAUAUCCUGGUUUCCACUUUAUUAUCACAUCAAGUUUGCUUUUCUUGCAUGGCUCCAGCUUCCCACCACAAGUGGGGCUAAGCAAUUAUACAUGAACCAUUUGCUUCCUUUCUUAUCGAGACAUGAAGCUAGGCUUGAUCAAAUUGCGGGGUUGUUUUACAACAAAAUUGAUAAAUUCAUCAGUGCUCAUCAAGGCGAGUUUGAAUUCAUGAAGACUAAAAUUAUUAAGAUUCUGAUGUCAGGGAAGCAGUUGGUCAACGGUAGCAGUCAACCUGUUGCAACACAAGAGAUAAGAGCAAUUGUGGACCCACGUGAACAGGUGGAAACCUCUGAUUCGACUGAUGAAAUUAAAUGA
Messenger RNA from Lactuca virosa, 594 nucleotides. The record is from the annotation of a GenBank genome assembly. Lineage: Eukaryota; Viridiplantae; Streptophyta; Magnoliopsida; Asterales; Asteraceae.